This is a messenger RNA of Mangifera indica (mango), 2845 nucleotides long. RefSeq lists its product as uncharacterized. Bases 64 to 2757 code for a protein of 897 amino acids. Gene Ontology annotation, biological process: proteolysis. Lineage: Eukaryota; Viridiplantae; Streptophyta; Magnoliopsida; Sapindales; Anacardiaceae. The transcript is spliced from 7 exons. The record is from RefSeq and is a predicted model, not a curated record. Gene Ontology annotation, molecular function: cysteine-type peptidase activity.
UUUGCAAUCAACCAUCAAGAGGGGGCGUACAGAUUCCAUGAUGCAUACAGAUUUCGUGUGCACAUGACGCUUCGGACAAAAAUGGACACUCUGACUAUAAUUAGGAAUAAACUAACGUUUAGUCAACGAGCCAUUUUCCGAACAACUUGUUUUGGACAUUUAUUGGAGUUGACGGAGCCACGGUUCAGUGCCGUUUUAAUUCAGGCAAUGUUAUUAUGUAUGAUCAACCGCGGAAACCCAGACAAAGAAAUGUGGUUCAGAAUAAAUGGCGUUGAAUUUCGAUUCAGCCCUGUUGAGUUUGCACUCGUGACUGGUUUGAUUUUCGGGGAUAACAUUGACGUUUCCAAUUACGUUGAUUGCACGGAUACGCCUCGAUUGAGAGCAGAGUACUUCCCGAACAUUCAUAGGUUGUUGUCUCAUGGGGAGAUCGAGCAAGCAUUUGACAAUGAAGUUUGGGGAGACAAUGAUGAAGACACAGUGAAGUUUGCGGUAUUGUAUUACGCAUUUGCAGGUUUAUUAGGGGCGGACAACAGAACCAAAGUACCUGAUCAUUUUUUGCACUUAGCGAACAAUUUAGAUGCAUUUAGUCUAUACCCAUGGGGAACACUGACAUGGAAUAAAACAGUUGACUCCAUACGGAAAGGUAUACAUAACAAAUAUCAAUAUUGUGUUGAACAUUACCCGCCGUACACAAGUCCACUCCCACUUCUGAGUUACAGUGUUUUGGGAUACCCGAUUGCUUUCCAAUAUUGGAUUUAUGAGACGAUUCAGAAUCUAUCGCCUUAUGUCCGUUUCGAAGCAAAUGAUCGAAUCCCCCGUAUCCUCAAAUGGAAAACAGUUGUACUGCCUACAUGGGAUGACAUAUCGAUCAUUUGGGACGCUUCUCCGGAGGAGAUUACCACUGCAUUACAUCCGACUGAGAUUGAGCGUUACACUGAGUGGUAUAUUCGAGCUUUGGAGUUUAUGGGAGAAAACGCACCACCUAUGCAUUCAGAUGAUGAUGAUGUCACCCAGUCGAACCGGCCUGUUGCCUUUCAGACAGCCCCCAGAGGGUCUGAAACGUCUUCCACUGCUUCCGUACGGAUGUCAUCAUCACGACGUGACAGACCCGUGGUGCCUAGGACGUCUCCUAUUAGACAUAUAUCCCCUCUGCAUGUGUCAUCCUCCCGCACAGCAUACCCUCGAGGGUCACGUAGGGACACACCUAAUGUACCUGCUUCCCCACCACGGAGGUCUACUUCUCGCGCCUCCCAUUCUCGAGAGCAUCCGGUGAACGAGCCUGCAAGACACUCGGUCCAUGGGACGGCGUAUAGUGGUGUUCCAUACGACCGUCUUCAACAAAUAUUAAUGGAACAUGGAAGAGGCAUCAGCUCUCAGAUGCAGCAGCAAUUGGACCAACAUGGUGUAAUGAUACGUGCGGAGUGGGAGCAACAGUCGUCAGCGUUUCGUGAGGAUAUGCAGUCCUAUUGGCAACAACAAGCAUCGACGUUUCGGGGGGAGAUGCAGGACCAAUGGCAACAACAACAUUCGACAUUUCGGGGCGAGAUGCAGGACCAAUGGCAACAACAACAAUCGACGUUUCGAGGGGAGUUGCAGGACCAAUGGCAACAACAAGCAUCGACGUUUCGAGGGGAGAUGCAGGACCAAUGGCAACAACAAACAUCGAUGCUUCAAAGGGAAAUGCAGGAAAAAAUGCAAUCAUUAAAUAAUCGAAUUACAGCAAUUAAGGGUUCUUAUGUUCAGGCAUCCGAAUCAGUACAUUUAGACGAAUCAUCAGACGAGGAAGUCCAGCAACAAGUUCAAGACCAACCAAUAGCUGCCCAGAAGCCGACAACAACUAAAAAAAUGUCAGCUUUCGGCCGUGUACUGCGAAAAGGGAAACAGUUGGUCAGUCCCUUCACAAAUCCAGAAAAGGGGAAAAAGAACAAACAAUCAGUAAUUGAAAGACUUGAUUUUGACCCUAAGUUGGCUGGGUGCUAUUCAGAGUUCACAUUAUGGUACGGUCGAGCGUCUGAUAAUGACAAUCGACGCGUCUUCCUCGGGGGACCAGCCGGAACGACUGCCCGUAUGCCCAAACCAUGGUGGACCCAAAUUGUAACACUAGGACAAUGGUUGGAAAACACGCAUAUUGAAGCUUUUAUGGGUAUACUCCGUAAAUCUUAUCCAGAUGGUAACUGGACAACUGUUUCCACCCAAUUUGUUGGACUUCUCCCACAGUGUUACAGUGAGUUUAAACAAUUGGGUGCAAAGAUGGAGUGGCCUACGUUAUUUCUAGAUCAAAUCAAUGGCAUCUCGCUUCGGACAAAAGAAUUCUUUCGACCAUGGAGUAGUGUUGGCAAGGUAUUCAUUCCGCUGAACUUCGACAACCAACAUUGGGUGUGUGGCGUAUUGGAUAUAAAUGAAUGGACGAUGUAUAUAUACGACUCUGCCCAAUAUACUGAUAGCAUAGAGAGGGUGAAGAAGUUAUUGAUGCCAUUUAGGACACUAACACACCUAAUGAAGGCGAGUAACUUCUAUAUGUCAAAGGGAAUUCCAUCGCCCGAUCCUCCACCGACAUUACAAUACAGGUGUGUUCGUGAUGUCCCAAAACAGGAUGUUGGAAGCGGAGAUUGUGACAUUUUUUUACUCAUGUUUAUGGAAUACCUUGCCCGAGAUCACCCAUUUAAUUUCGCAUCAACACAUUCCAGGAGGUUAAGAAAGCGCGUGGCUACAACCAUAUUCCAAGGAAGGGCCCUCAGCUUUGAGGAUUUCGAUUAAGGCAUGGAUGGACGGGCAUGCAAAUGAAUUGGAUGUCAUUUUAUUAUUAUUUGAAAUAUGUAUUUUAUUAUUGAUUGAAAGGUGUAUU